AUGGAGGGCAAGAGAAACAUUGUCAUUGUCGGAGGCGGCAUCAUCGGCUGCACCACCGCCUAUUACUUGACCCGCCACCCCAAGUUCAGCCCUGCCUUGCACACCAUCACGCUUCUGGAGGCCGCUCCAGCGGUGGCUGCCGGUGCCUCGGGCAAGGCUGGCGGUCUUCUCGGGCUGUGGGCGUAUCCAGCAAGCAUCGUCCCGUUGUCAUACAGGCUGCACUCGGAGCUGGCCGCCGAGCACGACGGGGCCAGUCGCUGGGGCUAUCGCAGGAUCAAAUGCGGCAGCAUCGAGGCGGUUGUGACGAAGGAGAAGCUUGGUGAACUCCAGAACCCCGCAGAUGAAAAUGGCAAGGCUUGGGAGAAGCUUCCCAAGCAAGAUGAAGCCGCCAGGGAACUGCUCCAGGACGAGGAGCUACCUGCUGAUCUGGACUGGUUAGACCGAGAGGUGGUGAGAGGAUGGGCUGAGAUGGGGUCGCCGGGAGCUACCGAGACUGCUCAGGUGCAUCCGUACCACUUUACGACUUCAAUUGCAGAGCUCGCUCAGAAGGGCGGCGUCACUAUCAAAACCAAUGCAAAAGUCACGAGGCUCGUCACAUCAAAGGUAGCCGUGGAAGGGGUCGAGUAUCUAGACCGGACAACAGACGAGGUCAACAAGAUUACGGAUGUCACCGACAUUAUUGUUGCGGCGGGACCAUGGACAGGCCGAGUUCUCCCGCGGGCAAAGGUUGAGGGCCUAAGAGCUCACAGCGUUGUCUACGAUGUCAACGUCACGCCGUAUGCCGUCUUCACAGACAUCGAGCUACCCGCAGACUUUAUCCCCGAUCAUCGAGCAAAGAUGGGACAGAAGAGGCAGCACAAAGGCAGGGUAGAUCCCGAAAUCUAUGCUCGGCCGUUUAACGAAGCAUACGCAUGUGGCGAGCCCGACAGCGACGUGCCACUACCGGAAACAGCUGAUCAGGUUCAAUUCAACGAAGCCCACUGCGACGACAUCAUUUCUUACUUUGCAACCGUGAGCCCCGUGCUGGCUGCUGCGCCGAUCAAGGCCAAACAAGCCUGCUACCUACCACGGCAUAUACGCUUCGGACAGGAGAGCGGCCCUCUUAUAGGGCCCACGGUCACUCCCGGCCUAUGGGUUGCGGCUGGCCAUACCUGCUGGGGAAUUCAAAACGGCCCAGCGACGGGAAAGCUGAUGUCCGAGUACAUUCUGGAUGGCGAAGCCAAGAGUGCGAAUGUUAGCAAUUUGGAUCCAAGGAAGUUUAAAGUUUGA
Molecule: messenger RNA, 1269 nt
Organism: Trichoderma gamsii
Lineage: Eukaryota; Fungi; Ascomycota; Sordariomycetes; Hypocreales; Hypocreaceae
Exons: 3
Coding region: 1-1269 (422 amino acids)
Biological process (GO): retrograde transport, endosome to Golgi
Cellular component (GO): cytoplasm; late endosome
Molecular function (GO): oxidoreductase activity
Source: RefSeq, a predicted model, not a curated record